AUGGCUGCCGCCUUCAAAAAGCUAGCCACUCAGACCGACGAGGACAAGCUCCAGGAACAGAGAGUGGAUGACCCUCAAUCAACUCCUCAGGCCAGACAAGCUGCUCUCGAUAUCCUUUUUCAAACCCAUGUGGCAGAUACGACAGCUUUGGGUGCUGCGUAUAGAACAUAUCACGCCCACAGGAGCCGGCUCCAAUCUGAUUCGGAGUGA
Penicillium macrosclerotiorum is the source of this 210-nucleotide messenger RNA. RefSeq lists its product as uncharacterized. NCBI's taxonomy places the organism in Eukaryota, Fungi, Ascomycota, Eurotiomycetes, Eurotiales, Aspergillaceae. Bases 1 to 210 code for a protein of 69 amino acids. The record is from RefSeq and is a predicted model, not a curated record. The transcript has a single exon.